This is a messenger RNA of Colletes gigas, 813 nucleotides long. RefSeq names its product transmembrane protease serine 9-like. The transcript is spliced from 4 exons. Gene Ontology annotation, molecular function: serine-type endopeptidase activity. The record is from RefSeq and is a predicted model, not a curated record. Gene Ontology annotation, biological process: proteolysis. Bases 1 to 813 code for a protein of 270 amino acids. Lineage: Eukaryota; Metazoa; Arthropoda; Insecta; Hymenoptera; Colletidae.
AUGGCAGUCGCGGACGUCCAAUGUGGCCUAGGAGCGAUCGGGACACGCGCGGCGAGACUCGUCGGAGGACAAAACGCUAUACCGCACGAAUUCCCAUGGAUGGUGAGCAUAAGCAGAAAAGGAGGACACUUCUGCGGCGGUACCAUUCUUAAUGCAAGAUUCGUUCUGACUGCAGCGCACUGCUUGGCAACGUCCGUGAUCCCGGUUGGUCAGCUGCGGGUCAGCCUGGGGGAGUACAAUCUAAGGGGACCGGAAGUGCCACCGUCGAAGGAAGAGAGGGUGACGAAUGCUAUUUUGCACCCGGACCACAAAUGCGGAAAAUACCUAGACGAUAUUGCCCUCUUGGAACUUGCGAGGCCAAUCGCUUGGUCGGAAAGCGUGAAACCCGCCUGUUUACCUGUGGCCACAGGGAAACCAGGGUACAGCGCCUUCGGCGGGGAACUUGCCAAAGCGGCCGGUUGGGGCUGGCUCGGCGAAAACAGGACCAAAUACAAACGAGCGGACGUCUUGCAGAAAGUGGACGUUCGCGUGAUCGAGAACAAGGUUUGUCGCGAAUGGUACGCCAGCGAGGGCAAGUCGACGCGGGUGGAGGCGAAGCAAAUGUGCGCCGGCCACGAAGAAGGCGGCCGCGACUCUUGCUGGUCUGACAGUGGCGGACCUUUGAUGAUCGGAAGUCAUACUGGCAGUAACAUGAUGGUUGUGGGGAUAGUCUCGUCAGGGGUAGGAUGUGCCCGACCCCGACUUCCUGGUGUAUAUACUCGAGUGUCGGAAUAUACACCUUGGAUCGCGCAAAAUGCGCUUCCAAUACGAUGA